Messenger RNA from Condylostylus longicornis, 1064 nucleotides. Its product is annotated as GPN-loop GTPase 2. Lineage: Eukaryota; Metazoa; Arthropoda; Insecta; Diptera; Dolichopodidae. The transcript has a single exon. The record is from RefSeq and is a predicted model, not a curated record. The coding region runs from base 137 to 961 and encodes 274 amino acids. Gene Ontology annotation, molecular function: GTPase activity. Gene Ontology annotation, cellular component: cytoplasm.
UUUUAUUUACAAGUUUCAAACAUAUUUGUAAUAUAAAAUAUUUUUUUUUUUGAUUUGAAGAAAUAUACUAAAUAACAUUUUGCCUGUUUUUGCUAAAGUUAAAAGCACCAAUAAGACAAUUUUUUUCGCAAAAACGAUGAUAACAUCAAGAAACAAAGUUAUCCAGAGCAAUCAUAUUUUUGGUCAGUUAGUUUUGGGGCCUCCAGGUUCAGGCAAAUCAACGUAUUGUUUUGAAAUGUCUAAAUAUUUACGUGAAAUUGGAAGAGAAGUAUCAAUAAUUAAUUUGGACCCUGGAAAUGAGAAUAUGAAAUAUACUCCUGAUAUUGAUAUAAUGAAUCUAAUUAAAGUAGAAGAUGUAAUGGAAUUUCAUAAAUUGGGGCCAAAUGGAAGUUUGAUGUAUUGCAUGGAAUAUUUGGAAAAAAAUGUGAAAUGGUUAAUAAGUGAAUUGAAAAAACUUAAACCAAGUUAUUUAAUAUUUGAUUGUCCUGGUCAAAUAGAAAUUUUUACACAUAGCCGGUGUUUAUCAAACAUUUUUAAUAAAUUAGAAAUUAUGGGAUAUCAUUUAUGCUCCGUAAAUUUAAUUGAAUCCCAUUACUGUUCUGAACCAACAAAAUUUAUAUCAACGCUAUUGCUUAGCUUAAAUAUUAUGUUAAAUAUCAGCCUACCUCACGUAAAUGUACUUAGUAAGGCCGAAUUAUUUAAAAGAUUUGAGUCAAAACUGAUCUUUAAUUUAGAAUUUUAUACCGAGGUUUUAGAUUUAAAAUUUUUAUUGGAAGCAAUAGAUUUUGAUUUUCCAAAAUACGCCAAAUUAAAUGCUGCAAUCGUUUCAAUGGUUGAAGAUUAUAGUCUGGUAACUUUUGAACUCUUAGAUUACUAUAAUAAAACUACAGUCGCAAAAGUGAAGCAUGCAAUUGACAAAGCAAAUGGUUAUAUAAAUGCAAGUGAAGAAUCAAAUGAUUAAAAAUUAAAUCUUGAUCCACAUUAAUUAUUUUCUUUUUUGGAAUGCUAGUUUGGAUUUAAAAAUUGUAGAAUAUUAAAUUAAUAAAACUGUAAAUGAAAGCCAA